Messenger RNA from Peniophora sp. CBMAI 1063, 828 nucleotides. Lineage: Eukaryota; Fungi; Basidiomycota; Agaricomycetes; Russulales; Peniophoraceae. The record is from the annotation of a GenBank genome assembly.
AUGUUCAGUUUCAAACCCGCUUUCCUUGCGCUCUCUUGCGCCGCUUUGUCUGCUCUUGCGGCGCCCUUCCCGGCCAGGCUCGACAAGCGCAUUGUAGUUGACCCGAAGAUUACCAGCCCGACGGCUUCGACGGUAUGGACAGUGGGGCAGACUGUCGAGGUGACAUGGGACACGUCCGCGAUCCCAUCUGGCCAGACCGUGUCCGGUAUGCUUGUGCUCGGUUUCCUCACGGACGACAGUGAGAACCUGGACAUCGAUAACCCGCUGGCACCCAAUGUGACACUCAACGAUGGCAAGACAUCUAUCACCGUGCCAACCGUGGAUCCCAAGACAAACUAUAUCGUUGUCCUAUUCGGUGACUCUGGAAAUGCGUCGCCCGAGUUCACGAUUCAGGCAGCGAGCACCACGAGCUCAGCAUCUGGUGGCAACACGCUUAUCGGAACGAUCACCAGUUCACUCCUUGGUGGUCCCGGCCCCAUCUCACAUGCGUCCAGCACCGCUACGUCCCCCGUGAGCGCAAGUGUGACCACCACAGCGACCGCGAGCGACAGCACGAUUACCAGCACAACGCCUGGUGGCCCGCUCAGCUCCAGCGCUUCCGACCUCUCCAGCUCAGUCAGCGUUCUCACAAAUACGACGCCUGGCGGGCCCAUGAGCUCCGCCACAUCGCCCGUUUCAUCAGCUUCAUCGACUGGCUCAUCUACCAGUGCAAGUGCUAGCGCGACCUCCGCCGGCAGCAACUCGAGUGCUGCACCCCGCACCAGUGCAACGACGUACUCCUUCCUUAUGGGGGCUGCUAUCGCCCUUGCGAUGUGCUUCUUUGCUUGA